AUGCUGGCCUUCCUCUCGCUUCUCGGUUAUCGCAAUAUUUUGACGCCCAUGUCGGCCGAGGUGGCUAUGCUCUUUGCCAAGUCUAGUGCCGUCUUUAAUCCACUAGUCUACUCCUUCAUGAAUCCAAAGUUUCGUGUCUGUUUGUUCAAAAAGCUGCCUUUCCUGACUAAGUGCCUUCGACUGCUGCAGAGGGUAGGUUGUGGCUUCCUAAUCUCUACAUGUCAGGUUUACUUUUCUGAUUUUUUGUCUGUGCAUGCGCAUACAACAUCACUUUUUCCUUCUCCCUUGUCUCCCCUUCUGUCGCCUACAACAAACUUUAUUCAAUUUCACUGCUUUCAGCCUCCAUUAGGGACCACAGUACAGUCUCCUGCUUUGGCUUCCCCUGUUCCUAUAUCCCCUCUUCAUUUAACCUCUCGAAGCAAUGGUGAGUCUUCUAGAUCUUCUUCAACGUACAGUUACUUAACAGUACAUAAUAUAACUCUUGUAUGCCCUAAAAUGCUGUGCAAAACUCUUUUUCUUUUAUCUCAAACUGAGCGGUUGACCGUCCAUCUUUCUGUGCUGGACAUAGGCUGUAGAGAGGCGGUGGAGUAAGAACGCCGGUCUGACGAGUAAUAUUUGCUUCCAAUGUUCCUGUGGCUGUCAAAGUCAGUCCCAUAAAAAUGAGCGGUUAGGUAGGCCUUCUGAAGAAGAAUGCAUUACAUAAAGACCGUGUUGUUUGGAACGUUCACGGGAAAUCGCACUGCCUGCAUGAGAUUCUCUUGUCCGCAUGGAGCCGUUCUUUGUGGUUUGAGUGUCGUUACUUUCAAUAUUGCUAUUGGGCGCCGCUGUAGUGAUUUCUGCUAACUCAUCAGUCCGCGACAGGGCAAUGGAAAGGCCUCCUAGGUGCCAAACUGGACAUGUUACCCUAAACUUCAUUGCAAGUACCCUCUCAUCCAAUUAAUUUCGUUCGCCUCACGUGUUGUUCCUAACUAAUCUGAUGCCCGUAAACGCAUUUUCACAGUGCCAGCUCUUCUUGGCUCUAAUGGCCUUAAAUAAGAGUAAAAUACCUUAUGUCCCUUGUCGGAUUACAAUGUGUAAGGACGAAUUCAGUUUAGGCAGGGUAAUUUCGAAAAUUAUUCUGCUCUCAGUUGUGCAAUUUUUGUAUGCCCACAGCUGUAUUAAUGAGGCCGAACCGGUCUCAUGAACUGUCUUUACUCAAUACACUGUAUAUUCUCCACUUCUGUCUAAUUGUUUCGACGUGCAAACCUUUUAUCUAUUAUGACCAAACAACGUAUCAAACUGGUCGUUUAACACGUGGAUGUGCGAUUUUCUGCUCUACCAAUCAUGAUCGCUGUCGAUGGACGCCCAUGCUUUAGGGUCUUCCACAUAACAGAGUACCGACAGGUGGAAGUAAUUCAGCUUUCUUCCAUUCUUGUAUAGAUUUGAGUAGGAGACACGUUUGGUGUUUUGGCCAAAGAAAUGACUUUAACCUGACUUGUUCAUCUGUAUCGCAUAGAAUGCCGCCUAAAAGAAUGUCAUAGAACUAAUGCUCUACUUCAUUUGGGAUCUUUCCAAGUUUCUUAUAAAACCAUAACCUUUGAAGAAAGCAUUGGAAAUGUUGCCAUACCUACUGACCUAGCCUCCAAAGCAGCCCCAUGUAACUAAAACAAUACCUAUUUAACACGGUCGUAUGCUUUGAAUUUUCAAAACGCAGUCUUAAUUUAUCAUUAUGGAGGUCUUUAUGUUUGGAAUUGGAAAACAGAUGACAUGUUAGAGUGACCCCGUCGCCAUUUCUGAACCUCCUUUUUAGAAAAAGAUGGUGCCAUGUCCAAUAUAAACCCGAGUAUACAGGCUGGGUGUGGCAUGACUUCAGUGCAGACAAGAAUUUGAAGAUCUACUUGCGUCAACACUUUGAACUAACGCGCAACAUUAUCCCUUUAAGAAAUGGUUGAACUUGGCGACAUUGAGUAAUCCUGUUUUAAAGCGCGACAUAUCCAGACUUACUGUUGUUAGUAUAAUCAGGAUUAGGUAUCACGAACGAUUUUGGACAUCGCAAUUUUAAUGAGUUAUUGAGUUUAUGCUCAAUAAUUAUGAACAUUGCAUCAAAAAUCCAGUAGUAUGUCUAAGUACGACAAAAAUCAGUGUUUGUAUUCAAUUUCCGUUGGAGUCCGUUCCAUUUAGGGAUUACAUUCUCGGACUCUAAAUAGGAAUUGAGCUUGGUACAAUUGAAUUUUAAAUAAAAAAUUAAAGAGAAAGCAGAAGACCCUGUCAAGGCUUGUAGAAAUCGAAAAUUUUAUCAUCCAAAUUGCUCUUACAGGUUCCUAACAAAUGAUUCGAUUAAACAUUUUACGCGGACGAUCAGAUUGAGUUCUACUGGGGUUAUCUGUCAGCUCUGUAAGAAUUUUUAUGUCUCAGUUUCCAUUUCAGCUUAACCUGUCCUAACGCUUCAAUUUAUAAUUUUAACCUAAAAGCCAUGGAAACUUCCUAA
Messenger RNA from Spirometra erinaceieuropaei, 2467 nucleotides. The record is from the annotation of a GenBank genome assembly. NCBI's taxonomy places the organism in Eukaryota, Metazoa, Platyhelminthes, Cestoda, Diphyllobothriidea, Diphyllobothriidae.